AUGGGGACAGACUGUGAGGAACUGAGCUGCAGGUUAACAAAGCCAUUAUCCUUUGCAGACUGUGUUGGAGAUGAGCUACCAUGGGGAUGGGAAGCUGCAUACGAUCCUCAGAUUGGUGUCUACUAUAUCGACCACAUAAACCAAACCACACAGAUAGAAGAUCCAAGAAAACAAUGGCGGCAAGAGCAAGAGAAAAUGCUAAAAGAUUAUCUUACAGUAGCACAAGAUGCACUCAUCACUCAAAAAGAACUGUAUUAUGUGAAAGAACAAAGACUGGCCCUUGCUUUGGAUGAAUAUGUGCGGUUAAAUGAUGCUUACAAGGAGAAAUCAAGCUCUCAUACAAGCUUAUUCUCAAGCUGCUCUUCCAGCACUAAGUAUGACCCUGAUAUUCUGAAGGCGGAAAUCUCUACUACAAGAUUAAGGGUUAAAAAGCUGAAGAGGGAACUCUUGCAGAUGAAGCAAGAAUUGCUAUAUAAGGAGCAAGGCUAUGAAACAUUGCAACAAAUUGACCAAAAAAUGUCUGGAGGCCAGAGUGGGUAUGAACUAAGUGAAGCCAAAGCCAUUGUAAAUGAAAUGAAGUCUAUCAGAAAGGCUAUAAGUUCUGGUGAGAAAGAGAAGCAAAAUUUAAUGCAGAGUCUUGCAAAGCUGAGAGAGAGAUUCCUCCUUGACCAAACUAUUGGCAGAUCAGAACAAGAUUUGAGAUGCAGCCCAGCACAUUCUCAGCUAUCUCUAUCAAGACAAACUUUGGAUGCAGGGUCUCAGACGGACAUUUCUGGUGAUGUUGGUGUGAGGAAUAUGACCAAUUUAGCUGAAAAGGUCAGACUGAGUCUUCAGUAUGAAGAAGCCAAAAGAAG
This is a messenger RNA of Varanus komodoensis (Komodo dragon), 854 nucleotides long. RefSeq names its product protein WWC2-like. Gene Ontology annotation, biological process: regulation of hippo signaling; regulation of DNA-templated transcription; cell migration. The transcript is spliced from 8 exons. The record is from RefSeq and is a predicted model, not a curated record. Lineage: Eukaryota; Metazoa; Chordata; Lepidosauria; Squamata; Varanidae. The annotation marks the transcript as partial. Gene Ontology annotation, cellular component: cytoplasm. Gene Ontology annotation, molecular function: kinase binding; molecular adaptor activity.